This is a messenger RNA of Puntigrus tetrazona (Sumatra barb), 4082 nucleotides long. It is a transcript of the gene rassf9, whose product is annotated as Ras association domain family member 9. Gene Ontology annotation, biological process: signal transduction. NCBI's taxonomy places the organism in Eukaryota, Metazoa, Chordata, Actinopteri, Cypriniformes, Cyprinidae. The transcript has 2 exons. The record is from RefSeq and is a predicted model, not a curated record. The coding region runs from base 172 to 1485 and encodes 437 amino acids.
CCUUCGUGUGAAGUGGGCCGGCCCUGCACGAAACUCCUCUUACUUUGAAGUUCGCAAGUUGUUCAACUUUUUCCACCGCCGGCACUCCAGCGGCACUUUCUUGAUUAGGUUUACGCGCUCGGUUCUGAUACGCGAUGUCUUGGAUCUGACCUGUAAUCAUACUGACGCGCGAUGGCUCCUUUUGGAAAAAACUUUCUGAAGGCGCGUUUGAAGAACAGGUCUAAGCCUGUCGAGGAAACACCAGGCAGGGAAAUCCAGGUGCUUGUAUGUCGGGAAGAAAAAGUAGUCUGUGGCGUGACCAAGCACACAACCUGCGCAGAUGUAGUCAAGGCUUUAUUGGAGGACCACCAGACUUUACCAGAGAGUAAGAGGCUAUUACAUGGGGACCCUAAAGACUUCUGCAUCCUGGAACGGUGGAAGGGCUUUGAGAGAGCACUGCCGCCUCUCACUCGGAUUCUUCGGCUAUGGAAUGCUUGGGGCGAUGAGAAACCUUUCAUACAGUUUGUCCUCAUGAAGAUCAGUGAUUUUGUGCCAUCAUCUAAAGGAGCCAGAAGAGCCUCAAAGUCUCGGGGAGCAAGGUCCAAAAGAUGGGAGCAAGGACCUGCACAGUACGCCAAGACUGUAUCUUCAGAGAAGCAGAAGCGCAUGGUAAAGAAGGCCUUCCGUAAACUGGAGAAGAUCCAGAAAGCAGAGACAUCAGAGGGAUCAGAAGAGAUCAGUAAGCUGGUUCAGUUGAUCAUCUCACAGGAUCAGACCAUCCGGCAGCAAAUUCACCAAAUGCGUGAGAUAGACUUGGAGAUUGAACAUGCAGAAGAACAACUGAGGAACAGCCCCACUCCUCGCUCCAGCAUCUCAGAAAGUGAUGGGGGCCAGUCAUUGUCUCAACUUGACAGUCAGCUUCAGGAGUACCUGUACACCAGCGAUGGACUUGAGCAACUAGAACUACAUGUUUUCAGGCACCAAGAACUUAUUGAUCAGCUCUCUCAAGAUAUUGAUCUGGAGCUGAGGAACUGGACUUUAGAUUUAGAGGACUUGAAAGGAGCAGCAGCUGCAAGUCCAGAACUAGAGUUGGAACCUAAUCUCUCAUUGUCCUCCUCGGAUCUCUUAGAGAUGGAAAACUUGCGUAGUGAACUUGAGACAAGUAUGAGAGCUGGGCUUUCCCUCCAUGCUCAAACGCAGGAAAUCGAGAAGGAAAUGCAGCGGAACAAAACAGCCAUGCAGUCCCAGAACCAAGAAUACCAGCAUCUGGUUGCUCAACUCAGUGCACUUGAGCUGGGGGCCUGUCCGGACCAGCCUAGCCCUGUCUCUCUGAAGACCCAGAUCAGGGCAGCUGUCUCUCAGCAGACAGCAGGCAAGGUCAGGCUGACAUGCUCCCCUACGGAUGUGACAGACACAGACUCAGACACUGGAAUAAGCUCUACUCACAGUCAGGACUCGCUGUCUCCUUGUGUGGACAGGUCACCUCCACUGGACACUGACGUUUAACUUCAGGAUUGACCAGUUGUGUUUUUAGAGGGUUACUCCACUUUAUAAUAAACAUUUUGUCAUUAAACACUUACCCCCAUGUUGUUGCAAACCCAUAAAAGCUUAGUUCAUAUUCAGAACACAAUCUGAGAUAUUUUAGAUGAAAAUCCGGAAGGAAUUUUUGACUGUCCCAUUGACUGCCAAGUAAAUUACACUGUCAAAGGUCCAGAAAAGUACGAAACACAUCAUCAAAAUAGUCCAUCUGCCAUCAGUGGUUCUCUAUGAAUUUUAUUAAGUGAUGAAAAUACAGAGAAAAUAAAAGUAACGAUUUAAUUCAACAAUUUGGACAAUGGACAGUGGUAUUUACUUGGCGGUCAAUGGCACAGUUAAAAUCCCGGUUUUCAUUAAAAAUACCUUGAAUUGUGUUCCAAAAAUGAACAAAGCUUUUACGGAUUUUGAACAACAUGGGGGUAACUGAUUAAUGAGUGUAUAUUAAUUUUGAUUUGACUAACCCUUUAAGACAUUGUAUUUAUUGACUCCAACAAGUAAACACACAGUUGAUAUGGAUAUUCCACCCAAAAAUUACACUUCUGUCAUCAUUUACUCAUAAUUUAUCAUGCAUCAUAUUAUUUCAAACAGAAGAUUUGAGACAUUUUACAAAAUGUCUUCUUAGAAGAAAGGCGUAUUGUUUUGGAACAAUAUGAGGGAGAGUAAAUGAUGGCAAACUACUGAAAUACUCCUUUAAACUAAUUUGUGGUGUUAGAGUUAUAUUUUAUAGGUAUUGAUGCAUGAUUUAACUGUGUGAAAUAAUGAUUAUCGUCUUAUGCUUUCUGUCUUCAUUAUAAUUCAUAUGCACUUAAAGUCUAAAUUAUGUAAAAUUACUUUUAAAAACAAUGUCAAUAAGCUGAAAAAUAUUUUAUUUUGGGGUUUCUUUCAUAUUUAAAAUUACCCCUCUAAUUUUUUAAAAUCCUGCUGAUAUUUAUUAAGCCCAAAUUUUCCAGUUUGAAAACUUUUUGUUCACCUAAAUGCAAAGUUUAGUUACUAUUUUUAAAGAAAACAAUGUUAAAUGAGUUCAAAUAUUUUAUUGUAAUCUGUAAAUAUCAAUAGCACUAUAAAAUGUUUAUAACUAUAUGAACAAGGUAUGAAAGAACAUAAAAUUGUUUUAUAUUAAAACAAACUACAGACUUCAUACAUAAGCUUUACUUUUUUAAAUGUAUGAACAGGUGACUGCACAAAUUGCAAAAUAUAGAGAUAAAAGUUAACCCAUAUGCAUAAAUUAUUUUAACUUUAAAAUGUUUUUAACUAUAUUCAAUUUCAUUUGCAGAUUGGACCCUUUUUAGCAUAGCAAUUUUCCAUCCCAUGCUUUUGCGAUGUGUUAUCAGCAAUAGUUUGUAGACUGUGACUCAUGUUCCCUUCACAGCUAAAGUGGGUUGAGACAGCACUCGGUGAAAGAAUCCAUUCUGACACUAAUACAAACACAAGUAAGGAAUAUUUGAAUUCUAAUGGGAAAACCUUUGUACAUUUCUUCAGUCACUGCCAGUAAAGAGACAUUCGAGCCCUUUUGCUUCAAGUAAUUGCCUCAUCCUUUCUUUAAAACCAGCGAACAGCAGAGACUUAGCAGUCCUAUUAGACUGCGGUCUCAUUGCUUCAUUGAAUUAAUGCAGGGUCUUUAAUGCCAAGUUCCUGAAGGGUAACAACGUGUUACGCCGUUGUUAUUCAGCGUGACUCAUAACAAAUGGGAUUUUAAAGAAGGCUCCAUUUUGUAAUGCAAAACAAAUGGGUUUUAAAAACUUGCAUUAUACAGCAGGCCUUGAUAUUCAGAGGGUGUUAAUGAAGCCUUGCUUCAUUGGCUCCUUCAAAAUGCCGGCUUCGCACUGAGAUAAUAACUAAAUUCCCCUUCAUUGGCUCUGAUCCCACACAGCACCCCCUGCAGGGUGUUGGCAAUACAAAGUCCGAAGGCUCUUUAAUGUCUCCACUGUCAGCGUCGUGACUUGUUUACCUCCACUGUCAGUUCAGGAGGAACCAGAGAGCUGCCAGGACUCUGUCGUGGCCGUAAUUUCCUGUGUGAAAACGGCAAUUACUGACUUUUAUCUCUGCCGCGGCAGUAUUUCCAGCACUAACAAUUACACCGGCCAAUUCUUGUAAACAGUCUUUUAAGAUUGUGUCAGGACAGCUCCCCCAUGUUGAACUUUCAAUUACGAAGACUUUUGCAUCCUCUGAAAAUACGGAAGAUACUAUAAGUGAAGUGGCUAAAAAGAAAUGGACUUUUGCUUGGCAAGUAGUUUUACGCCCAAGGCCGUCAUGUAAUGAGACACUAGUAUUUUUCUUCACUAGAUCAAGGAACCCGUCCUGCCUAACUUUUCACAUUUCAUAAACACAUGAUGUAGUUUUUGAUCUAACAAGUGAUUGAAUCAUCUCAAGACAAAAUAAUCCUGUCGCCUGCAUGCUGCAGUCUUCAAAAACAACAGUUACAUUAUCUUGUCAGUUUGCCUUGAGUUUCCUGAAUAGGCUUUUUUCCACUUUAGCCAGUGAUUUGUAUGUUAAUGUUUCUCUCAUACAUACCAAUACAUUUUUAACUUGUACCAAAAGCAAAUAAACUGAUUUUAGGAUCUCCUUUA